This is a messenger RNA of Caenorhabditis bovis, 2997 nucleotides long. NCBI's taxonomy places the organism in Eukaryota, Metazoa, Nematoda, Chromadorea, Rhabditida, Rhabditidae. The record is from the annotation of a GenBank genome assembly.
AUGUGGUGGUGGAAUUUACCGCUAGCGGCCACCAUUCUCCUUCUAUGGAUGCCGUCCGCAACAGUCGUCGCCGAUGACGACAAUCCGAUCACCACCAGAUUCCAUUGUUUGAAGAAUGGCUGCUGCGAUCAUCACGAAUGGUGCCGAUUUUGGGCGUCGGUCGGCGAGUGCAAGACCAACGCCCAAUGGAUGGUGGACAAUUGCCAAUUGGCGUGCAACACGUGCCAUCGGCCGAGACGACCCACCGCCGCCAAGCCAGCGCCAAAGCGUCGCCCGCCGCCAAAAGCGGGCGCGCGACGCCCGCCACCAACGACGCAACGUCCGUUGGUCACCCGACGACCAACAUUCCAUACGACGAUUGCGACAAGAGUCACGUCGACGCACGUCACCCCGCAGGCAAUCAGCACGAGAAGCAUUAACCUAAACGGCCGCAAGUCGGUCACCCGCAAGUUUUUCAUGUUCUUCCAUGGCACUCAAACGACGACGCCAUCCACUACUACGAGUUCUACGACGACAACGCCGAUCACCACAACGACACCAAUACCUACAACUACUACCACCACCACCACUACUACCACUACCACCACACCUCCACCACCACCACCACCAGCACCAAUUAGCGUUGCGCCAAGACGCCCGCCACCAAGGCGGCCGGCGUUCCGCGGUCGCGUUCGCUCAACGAUUCGCCCGACGCCUCGCGUGUUCACCAUUGUCACCGCGCCGCCGCCAACGACACCGCGGCGAACGUUGGCGCCGUUCACGACGACGACGCAGUUUGUCAGCGCGCCGCCGACGACGACGCGAUCGUUCGCGAUCAACGCGAACAGCCAACGAUGCCGCGAGAUCAUCAACGAUCCGGUGGUGGCCGCCGAGGACAUGUGGCGAGAGCGGCUCGCCGUCGCCGUCGAGGACAACUCGCGUCGGCAGACCGUCGAUCUGGAUCAGGUGAUCCGAUCCAACACCGCCAACGCGUGCACCCCGCGAUUGGACGAGGCCGACUGCGAGUCGAACCUGUGCUAUAACGCGCUCUAUCGAACGAUGGAUGGCACGUGCAAUAAUAUGAGAGGCGAGCCGCUUCGCGGAGCAUCCUACCGCCCCUAUACGAGACUAUUGCCCACCAUUUAUGACAACGAGCUGUCCGAACCUGUUGGUUCGCUGUUCCCACAGAUGCGACCUUCGCCGCGCGAGAUCACCCGGAAGCUGACCUCAUCGCACGCUUCUGUCGAGGCGCCCGACUUCAACGCGCUCAUGAUGCAAUUCGGGCAGUUCAUCUCGCACGACAUGGCCAAAACCACACUGGUGCCGUCGUCGAAAUGCAACGUCUGCCAGAACAUCACGAGUCGCUGCAUGGCGGUGGCGUUGGCCGACGACGAGCCGAACGCGAGCUUCCGGCAGACGACGUGCAUCAAGGUGUCGCGCUCGUCGCCGAUUUGCGGUUCGGGAAAUCGCAAACCGCGACAGCAGCUCAACGAGAACACUGGCUAUAUCGACGCGUCGCCGAUUUACGGAUCGUCGGUUCAUGAUUCGAAGAAGUUCAGGGAUGGGACGAGCGGAUUUUUGAAGUUGCCGAUGUUCAAUGGAAUGCAGAUGCUUCCAUUCGACCAAUCGAAUUGCCGAAAUCGCAAUAAUUGCAAAGUGAUAUUUACGGCAGGCGACAGUCGUGUCAAUUUGUUUGUUGGACUCUCAGCGUAUCACACGAUAUUCACGAAGGAGCACAAUCGACUUGUGAACGCAUUCAAACGAUUGAAUCCGCAUUGGGAUGGCGAGCGACUCUAUCAGGAAGCGAGAAAGGUUGUUGGAGCUGAAGUGCAAGCGAUCGUCUACAGAGAAUGGCUUCCGAAGGUGCUCGGCGCCGCGUUUUCUUCAGUAGUCGGCGAAUAUCGAGGCUACGAUCCCAAUGUUGACUCAACGGUUGCCAAUGAGUUCACAUCGGCGGCGUUCCGAUUCGGGCACGGCAUGAUCCAGGAGGUCUACCAGCGACUUGACCCAUCAUUCCGCAACAUCUCGUUCGGCGCGUUGCCGUUCCAAAAAGGAACAUUGCAUUCGGAUGUGCUUGUGAACGAGGGCGGCGUCGAUCCAUUGAUUCGCGGAAUGUUCUCGCAGAACGUCAAGCGACCUCAACGAAUUACGACGACAGUCACCGAGAAUAUGUUCGGAUCCACCGAUUUGUCAUCGAUUAAUAUUCAGCGUGGACGAGAUCAUGGACAUCCGGCCUACGUGAAAUACCGAGAGCUUUGCGGAAUGGGUACCGCGACAAGUUUUGAUCAUUUUUCGCGCGAGAUUCUUAACACCGGCACACGCAACAAACUUCAGAAAGUUUACGGAACCGUUGAUCGCGUCGAUCUUUGGGUCGGUGCCCUUCUUGAAGAUCCCAUCAUUCGCGGAUUAGUUGGUCCCACCGUCGCGUGCAUUAUUGGUCCGCAAUUCAAGCGAACGAGAGACGGCGAUCGAUUCUACUACGAAAAUCCGGGCGUGUUUACGAGACGGCAACUCGUCGAAAUCCGCAAAAGCUCGUUGAGCCGCAUUAUUUGCGAUAAUACCAACACCAUUCAGAUGGUCCCACGCGAGGCGUUCCGUGUUGGGCAUAUGGUCCCUUGUUCACAGGUUCAAAGAAUGCGCAAACUAGUAAUCCCAAAAUACUACGGACGUCCCUCGAUUGGUUUGGCUCUAUUCGGCUGCACGAAUCGCCCAUUCUAUCAUAUUUGCGUAUUUCCGGAUCGUGCGCUUGGUCGCCGCUACGAGAGUAAUAUUCUAGAGCAGGUCGGCACAUUUGACCCACUGCCGAACACGCGCAACGAGAAGCUAGUGGCGCUAAACUACGGCCGCCUCAAAUAUUGGAUAGGCGAACGAAACGCGCACAUUUCGGUGCCCGUCCUCGAAUUGCUCGGAAUCGGCGGCCUGUUCCCGGUGCACCCGAAAACGCUGUUGCGCGCCAAAGACAAUCGCGAGAAAUUGGCGGCGCGGCAAACGGAAACCAUCGACGAGGUUCGUGUGUGA